This is a messenger RNA of Humulus lupulus (European hop), 1831 nucleotides long. RefSeq names its product berberine bridge enzyme-like 21. Lineage: Eukaryota; Viridiplantae; Streptophyta; Magnoliopsida; Rosales; Cannabaceae. The record is from RefSeq and is a predicted model, not a curated record. The transcript has a single exon. Bases 23 to 1627 code for a protein of 534 amino acids. Gene Ontology annotation, molecular function: FAD binding; oxidoreductase activity.
GCCCAAUACUAAAAAGGUUAAAAUGGGAAAGACAAGAAUGCUUCACAUGCCAAUCCUUUUGGUUCUUACUCUCUUUGCUUUAUCAACUGCCUCUGAUUCUCUCUACAACACUUUCCUCCAGUGCUUAGAUAAUCACACCAACCCCAGUGACCGAGUUUCCAACUCAGUCUACUCUCAAUCAAACACUUCCUAUGACUCUGUUCUCCAGAACUACAUCCGAAAUGCCCUGUACAACACAUCCUCCACCAACAAACCCCUUCUCAUUGUCACGGCCACGCACGAGUCGCAUGUCCAAGCCACCGUGGUCUGCACCAAACAGAUUGGCCUCCAACUCAAAACCCGAAGCGGUGGUCAUGACUACGCCGGAAGAUCCUACGUCUCCGACGAAAAGUUUGUCAUUCUCGACAUGUUUCAACUCCAAUCGAUCUCCGUCAACAUCGCCGACCAGACGGUCUGGGUUCAGGCUGGAGCAACACUCGGUGAACUCUACUACAGAAUCUGGGAGAAGAGCAGAGUCCUCGGUUUCCCAGCAGGGAUAUGCCCCACAGUCGCCGCCGGAGGCCACAUAACCGGCGGAGGGUACGGGAACAUGUUAAGGAAGUAUGGUUUGGCCGUUGAUUACAUCCUUGACGCUCAAAUAGUAAACGUUAAGGGAGAAAUUCUUGAUAGAAAUUCAAUGGGGGAAGACUUGUUCUGGGCCAUUCGAGGAGGUGGAGCCGGGAGUUUUGGUGUUGUUUUGUCGUACAAGUUGAGAUUAGUUCCAGUUCCUGAAACCGUCACACUUUUUAGAGUGGAGAAAAUAUUGGACCAAGGCCAGAACGCGACUGAUGUCGUUUCUCAGUGGCAACAAGUGGCGCCUACGACAAACGACAAUCUUUUUAUGAGGAUGUUGGUACAGCCAAUCAGUUCGAAAGUGAAGAAAGGUACGAAAACUAUUAGAAUUUCGAUAUUAGCUGAGUAUCUUGGAAAUGCAAACGAAUUGGUGUCGUUAUUAGUGAAGGAGUUUCCUCUGUUGGGUUUAAAGAAGGAGAAUUGUAUGGAAAUGAGUUGGAUAGACUCUGUUCUUUGGUGGGGUUUGGAUAAUGCGACCUCACCAAAUGUUCUCCUUGAUCGAAAUCUUAACAGCGCAAUUUUUGGCAUACGAAAAUCGGAUUAUGUUCAGACUCCGAUUUCGAAAGAUGGGCUGGAAUGGAUAUGGAAGAAGAUGAUCGAGUUAGGUAAAACCGGGUUCGUUUUCAACCCUUAUGGUGGGAAAAUGAACGAAAUCUCACCUUCUGAGACUCCUUUCCCACAUCGAGCUGGGAAUUUGUUUAAGAUUCAAUACUCAGUGAAUUGGGACGACCCUAAUGUAGAGUUACAGAAGAAUUACACUACUGAGAUCAGGAGGCUUUUCAGUUACAUGACUCCAUUUGUGUCCAAAAAUCCCAGAAGUGCUUUCUUGAAUUACAGAGAUUUAGAUAUUGGUGUUAAUAACUUUGCUAAAGACAGCUAUGAACAGGGAAAAGUUUAUGGGGUCAAGUACUUCGGUGGGAAUUUUGAUAGGUUGGUGAAGGUCAAGACUGACAUUGAUCCAGAAAAUUUCUUCAGGAGUGAACAAAGUAUCCCAACUUUUCCAAGUAAGGGCUAGGAAAUUUAUUUUAAGAGUCACAGAACUCUUUUUAUUGCCGUUACACAGUUAAAAUCAAAAAGUACUAUUUGGAUUUUAGUUAAUGGAAUAAUGAAAUAUAUAUUCUUUUUUAGUCUUUCUAAAUGAUUUACUUCCUUUGUCAAUGUUAUAGAGUUGUAAUAGAGAUGGGACAUGUAUGCAAAAUUAGUAAUAAUCGUUCUUCAA